AGUACAGUAGCUGCAGGGCUAGGUUUGGUCACAGCAGCUGCCAGAACAAGGCGAAGAGAACCGGCUUUGUGGCUAAUGUGCUCCUGUCACCCUCCUUCCCAGCGCCAUGUGCAGGGCUUUGCAUCACAGCCCUUUGCUGUGUUUCUGCCUCUGCUUUUUGCUGACAGGAGCACAGGGGCAAGCGAGGCAAAGCAAGCCUUGGGAGCGCAGAGACACAGCUCAGAGCUCAGCCUCGCAGGGCAGUGAACACUACGAGCAGCUGAGGAAUCACCUGGGGACCAUGAGGGCCCUGUCCAGGAGGUAUUGGCAGCUCCUGGCCUGCCGGUUGUGGCAGGAGGACUGCGAAGAAGAAGCGGCAGAGAAGAAUGAGAGAAUGAGGACCGUGAUGAUGGAGGAGGAGGAGGAUGAAGAGGAAGGAGGAGGAGGCACGGUCAUCGUGGAACACCAAGGGUGGAGCUUGCCCAUGGUGAGGGAGAUCGUCUCCAGCUGGUACUGCAGCCUUGGCAAGUGCUGUGCAACGGGAGACUGCAGAGUGACCAACAACAUCACAGGGUUGGAGCUGGAGCUGGGCAGGCGACUCCAUGGACAACACUUAGCAAAAGAUGUUGUCCUGAAAGCUGUCCAAGGCUUCCUGGAAACCCCUCAGCCAGAGAAAGCCUUGGCCCUUUCCUUCCACGGCUGGUCUGGCACAGGCAAGAACUUCGUGGCCCGGAUAAUGGCAGAACACCUCUACCAGGAUGGCUUGAAAAGCGACUGUGUCAAAGUCUUCAUCUCACCAUUUCACUUCCCUCAUUCCAAGUACGUGGAUAUUUACAAGGUUCAGCUCGCAAAACAGAUCAGUGAGACGGUCCAACAGUGUGAGCAGUCACUGUUCAUCUUUGAUGAGGCAGAGAAGCUUCACGGUGACCUCCUAGAUGGCUUAAAGCCCUUCAUGGAUCACUACGACAGCAUUGAUACAGUGGAUUACCGGAGAUCCAUCUUCUUAUUCCUCAGUAACACUGGCAGCAACAUCAUUAAUGAGGUGGCUCUUGACUUCUGGCGCGCUGGUCGAGCCAGAGAGGAAAUAACCAUGGAUUCCUUAGAACAGUACCUACGGACGGAGCUGCUGGAGUCCACAGAUGAGGGUUAUGCCCGCAACCGCCUUCUGGAAGAGAAUCUCAUAGACUUCCUGGUACCGUUCCUGCCCUUGGAGUACCGCCACGUGAAGCUGUGUGCCCGAGAUGCUUUCCUUGCCCGGGGCCUUCAGUUCACCGAAGAGGCACUGGAUGAGGUUGCAAGGAUGAUGGUGUUCGUCCCCAAGGAGGAGAAACUUUUCUCAGCCCAGGGUUGCAAGUCAGUCUCUCAGCGUAUAAACUACUUCCUUCCCUGAUGUCGUCGGAGUUUGGCUGCACAAAGGGCCGCAAAAUGCAACCUGCUCUACUUCCUCUUGCACGGGGAUCGAGAGAUGUUUACUUCACUGACACCGGGCAUUAAAACCCCUACAAUGUGGGGGCUGUUGGACUGGGAAAAAGCAAUAAUUCUGAAGUCUGUGGAGGAACUUGCAUCAGCAAAUGAAGACAUUGCCAAUAAGUAGACACUAUGUAGCUGGAAUCAACAUGAAUGGUGCUGUUAAAAAGGGCAUUUUCAUGCGCUGCUUUGGAAUAAAUGGUGCUUCCAGAUCACCCGUCCUCAUUCACAGCACUGAAUGGGCAUUUAGGCAGGUCCUGGGGCAGAGAAACUACAGCAGCAAGUAGAGUUAAAGGCCGAUUCCUUUUUGUCUUGAAGACUGAGAUUUCUUUUGGCGGUUGUCUGAAAGGAGACAUGACUUCCUCCUCUGCCCCUUUAGGGGUGUGACUAAACAAGGAGCUGGAAUAUUUGCUUCCAAUGCAAGAAAUGCCUUCUACUUCCAGAACGAGUUAUGCAUGAAUGAGGGGACUUGCCCUGAAAUUGGAGAGGUAGUACUUACCUUCACAGUACUUAAUAAUCGGCUUUUAAAAGACGUGGGGAUACUACUGCAGCAAGUAAUCUGUUGCAAAAUUAUGGCUAAUGUGCUUCCCUGUAUAUAUGCACACUAUGAAGAAUGCACAUUAGCCAUUUUUGAUUUUUAAUCUGCUAAGGGACUUAAAUCCAGGACACCAUCAGGGUGUACUCAACUCAAAAGUCUGUGUUUGUGUUGGAUGGGGGUGGGAUGGGAUGGGAGGCAGGUGCCAAAAUUGCGAUGCACUUCCAGCUCAGCGCUGAAGUUGAGCAAUAAAGCUUAGUCAGUGCGAGAUAAAAAGCAAACGCUGUUUGCAUCAACCAACAUUCACUGGUUUUGCAAACCUGCAUCUUAAUGAAUUAAAGCUUGGCACCGUUAUCCAUUUCUGCUACAGUGCAAAGCACAGAGUGGUCAAGCUUCUUCUGGCCCACUUUGGACAUACUUUAGAGAGUGCAGCCUCACCUUGGCCAGAUGCAUCCUACUGCUUAGCCCACCUGAAAGAGAUGCAGUGCUUGCUUAGCAGGUAGGAACACAGGCCAGAAUGAUACAGGAAUUUAGUAAUGAGCUAACAUUUCAAGCCUCCACACAUAAGCCCUGGGCAAACAUUAACCCAUGCAUGGAUAUCAACCAGUCCCAGAGGCAGCUUAAGCCUGCCUGGUGGGUGAGGCCGGUACAAUUUCAUUUCCUCACAAUACAAACUUGAAAAUUAAUCCAAACUAUUCCUCUGGUUUAGGGUGGGCAGCAGGAGAGGCUAACCCAUGGCUUGUGCACUGAAUCUAAUCCCUCUUGAGCUAUUUUAGUGCCCUCAAGACCAUCAAUAAUUUGGUACCAACCUUUUUAUUAGUUUGUUUG
Lacerta agilis (Sand lizard) is the source of this 2809-nucleotide messenger RNA. RefSeq names its product torsin family 3 member A (gene TOR3A). Gene Ontology annotation, molecular function: ATP hydrolysis activity; ATP binding. The record is from RefSeq and is a predicted model, not a curated record. The coding region runs from base 107 to 1369 and encodes 420 amino acids. Gene Ontology annotation, cellular component: endoplasmic reticulum lumen; nuclear envelope. NCBI's taxonomy places the organism in Eukaryota, Metazoa, Chordata, Lepidosauria, Squamata, Lacertidae. The transcript is spliced from 6 exons.